AUGGAGUCUGCAAGAAUAUACAACUUUACGCAGUCGUGCAAAGAGCUGAAAUAUGCAAAGGAUCUGCCCCAGAUUUCCAUUAUUUUCAUCUUUGUGAAUGAAGCGUUGUCAGUGAUCCUGCGGUCAGUGCACAGCGCUGUUAAUCACACGCCAGCCCAUCUCCUGAAAGAGAUUAUCCUUGUGGAUGACAACAGUGAUGAAGAGGAAUUGAAGGCACCCCUGGAAGAGUACGUCAACAAACGAUACCCGGGGCUUGUGAAGGUGGUGCGCAACCAGAAAAGAGAAGGCCUGAUCCGAGCUCGUAUUGAAGGUUGGAAAGCCGCUACGGGCCACAUCACUGGAUUCUUUGAUGCCCACGUGGAAUUCACUGCUGGCUGGGCUGAGCCAGUUCUGUCGCGAAUCCAAGAAAACCGGAAAAGGGUUAUUCUUCCGUCAAUUGACAAUAUCAAGCAGGACGACUUUGAGGUGCAGCGUUAUGAGAACUCUGCCCAUGGAUACAGCUGGGAGUUAUGGUGCAUGUACAUUAGCCCUCCCAAAGACUGGUGGGAUGCUGGUGACCCUUCACUGCCAAUCAGGACACCUGCCAUGAUUGGCUGUUCAUUUGUUGUAAAUAGGAAGUUCUUUGGAGAAAUAGGUCUUCUGGAUCCUGGAAUGGAUGUAUAUGGAGGAGAGAACAUAGAGCUAGGAAUCAAGGUGUGGCUGUGUGGUGGCAGCAUGGAAGUGCUGCCAUGCUCCAGAGUUGCUCACAUUGAACGCAAGAAGAAGCCCUACAACAAUAACAUUGGUUUCUACACCAAGCGGAAUGCUCUGCGAGUGGCCGAAGUGUGGAUGGACGAUUACAAGUCUCAUGUUUACAUUGCGUGGAACUUGCCACUGGAGAAUCCAGGCAUUGACAUUGGGGAUGUCUCGGAGAGAAAAGCAUUAAGAAAAAGCUUAAAGUGUAAGAAUUUCCAGUGGUACCUGGACCAUGUUUACCCAGAAAUGAGGAGAUACAAUAAUACUGUUGCCUAUGGGGAGCUUCGUAACAACAAAGCAAAGGAUGUAUGCCUUGACCAGGGUCCGCAGGAGAACCACACAGCAAUACUGUAUCCAUGCCACGGCUGGGGACCUCAGCUUGCCCGCUACACCAAGGAGGGAUAUCUUCACUUGGGGGCCCUUGGGACCACGACUCUCUUGCCGGAUACCCGCUGCCUGGUGGAUAACAUGAAAAGCCGGCUCCCUCAGCUCCUUGAUUGUGAAAAGGUCAAGAGCAGCCUCCAUAAACGCUGGAAUUUCAUACAGAAUGGUGCGAUCCUGAAUAAGGGAACUGGGCGCUGUCUGGAAGUGGAGAACAAAGGAAUGUCCGGCAUUGAUCUAAUUCUUCGCAGCUGCACGGGACAAAGAUGGACAAUUAAAAACUUCAUCAAGUAAAGGUGUAAGGGCCAGAGCAGUCUGAAGAACUUCACUCAGAACACGAGUGACUUGGACCGAUCAGACAGGGAUCCUUUUCACAACUUUGGAAAGAAAGAAAUAUAAAAACAGAGCUUUAUUCACGGUAUCAGGAGAGGACCUUGCGGGAUGUGGGCAUUUGUGGUUUGUUUGUUUUUUUAUUGUAUAUUAGUCUCUCACAGCUGAUUCCAGCUGGGUGAAAUUGCGUCAGAACUGUUAUUUUCGUCUACCAAGAGCUCUCAAGGUAUCACUUAUUUCUGCUGGAAUGAAGCCUGUGCAGUCUUAUGGACGGUUUAUUGACAGGGAAGUGAUGCUUUCACAAAUGACUUAAAGCUCUUAGCAAGGGCCAUCAAGGUUUAUACCAGGACCAGAGAUAAGAGACCUUGGACAAACCCACUUGUCAAGCAAGAGCAUUUGUCUAUAUAAAACAGAAAAAAGAUUGCCAACUUUGGAAGCCUAAAGUGAGCUGAGUUAAAGUUCUUAGGUGUUUUUAAAUGUCUCCUCUCUCCCUUUCUCUCACCCACCUUCUUCUUCAACCUGGGACAGGCAUGCUUUAAAGUGACAGGUCUCAAAGGCAUCUCCAAAUAGCCCCUUGAUUUCCCUCUCACAAGAACAGGAUACCAACUAUACAUACAAAAUGAUGGGGCCUCAAUUAGCUGUUACAACUCAAGAAAGCGAUUUUGGCAUCAUCAUGGAUAGUUCUCUGAAAACAUCUGUUCAAUGUACUGGGGCGGUCACAACAGCCAACAGGAGGCCAGGAACUGUUAAGGAAGGGAUAGAUAAUCAGACAGUAAAUAUAGUGCCAAUAUAGAAAUCCAUGGUGCACCCGCUUCUUCAA
Chelonoidis abingdonii (Abingdon island giant tortoise) is the source of this 2266-nucleotide messenger RNA. The record is from RefSeq and is a predicted model, not a curated record. NCBI's taxonomy places the organism in Eukaryota, Metazoa, Chordata, Testudines, Testudinidae.